Messenger RNA from Tigriopus californicus, 2419 nucleotides. RefSeq names its product E3 ubiquitin-protein ligase mind-bomb-like. Gene Ontology annotation, molecular function: protein binding. The record is from RefSeq and is a predicted model, not a curated record. The coding region runs from base 391 to 2064 and encodes 557 amino acids. The transcript has a single exon. NCBI's taxonomy places the organism in Eukaryota, Metazoa, Arthropoda, Copepoda, Harpacticoida, Harpacticidae.
AUUCAAGCCUCUGUGGUGGUCGCUCUCUCGCUCGCUCGCCCUCGGAUUCUGGCUGUGGCCCUCACUUGGCAACUUUGGAACGGGGCAUCUCCUCACCACAUAUUAUUAAAGUACCAAACCAAAUAACAACUCAAUCAUCUCCAUAGUCCGAAGACCAAAGCCUCGCCAUAUCUGACGGCGCCCAUCCUUCGCUCCACGACCGCACUAACCCGAGAAUCGGCCCAAAGUCGUCGCCCAUCCUCCCACCCUUAAAUUGGACUGAGCCCGUGUUGGAUUCAAGCCGUGCGUGGGACAGCGGGUACUGCCCUUCCGCCGUUCCGCCGUUUCCACACAGGUGGCUCUGCGGGGAAUGCCACCGCCUAAGCUAAUGGGGUGAGCUUUAUCCGGGCUAUGGCCGAGGAUGAAGAUAUGCCGCCAGCCGCCGAGGCCGAGGGCCACCCGCCGCCUGCCCUUAAUACGCCCACCAUCAUCAAAGUGGCCGACGCUAGGCCCGCGACGCCGGCCCCCGUGAGUUUGGUGGUAACUCCUCAGCCCACGGACACACACACGGUCAGUUCCGUCCAGACGUGUCCGACCGUGGCAUCUCAGCCGCUGAAAACGAUCUGCGCUGAAAAUGACAGCCGAGGCCAGGUUGGCCAACUCCCGGGGGAUGCCACUAGCCCGCCUGAGCUGGACCCGGGGGGACCGAAAAAAGCCGCCCCAUCCGACCACGUUCCGCUUUUGGCCGAGGAUUCCCCGAUUUGUGGUGGGUCUUCAGCAACCACUCGCACUCUCAUUUCCAGUUCUCUUUCCACCAUUGCGACUACCCCGUCCGAGGAAGAUGAGGAAGCGGCGGAUGUGGAAGAAGCGGAUGUGGAGGAAAGCAAUGCGUAUGCGCCCCGCACCUCGCAAGUCCCCGAGUCCGUCAAGAACGACGUGGAUAAAUGGCUUCAGUAUUUAGACGAAUCCGACCCCUGUCAUCGCUUGCGGUCACUGUGCAAGAAAGGGGACGUGGCAGCCGUGCGAAAGCUUUUGUCGUCGGGUGAGCCUGGCCUCGACAUCAAUGCGGUGAGUGAUGAGGGCUGGACUUGUCUCCACGAAAUCAUCACCCACGAGUGCCAAUUUACAGAAGUGGCUCGCGUUCUGCUCGACUUUGGCGCGUCCGUUAACACGCAAGAUCUGCAUGGGGAUAGCCCCCUUCACAGCGCCUUACUUUAUCACAACGUGGAAAACAUCGGAUUGCUCGUCGAUCAUGGCUCGGACUUAACCCUCUUGAACGCGGGCGGACGUACGCCCGUGCACGUAGCCGAUGAGAGUGAGACGCUGAAGCUACUGCUCGAUAAAGGGGCCAAGGUCGACACCCAAGAUCGGCUAGGCAACACCCCGCUUCAUUAUGCCGUCGUGUCCCGCGAUCGAGAGCGAGUUUCGCUCAUGAUUACGCAAUAUGAGCCAUCGAUCAAUCUUCAAAACCAGGCCGGCUCGUCCGCUCUCCAUCUCACCAACGACACGGACAUUGCCCAAAUGCUCCUGAUGGCUGGGGCGGAUCCCAAUGUGCCCGAUCUCAAUUUGAAUACGCCGUUACACGUAGCGGUCCGUGGGAGACACAAAGAGAUUGUCAAGAUGAUGUUAGAAAAAUCGGCCGACAUCACCUUGACUAACGCGGCUGGGAAGACCCCGGUCAAUAUGUCCAAGGAUCGGGAAAUGAAAAACAUAUUGUUGGGUAAGAUAUCGGCCACGCCCAACCAAUUGGCCGGGCCGCCGUGCGCCACGAAUCAAAAGAAGCCAAUCCCGGUCGCUAGUGAGAAAGGCGGCGCCAAGUCAUCCGUGUCAGAUUCUGUGGACAAAUGCGCCCAGCAAGUCGUGGUCAACCCCGUGGUGGUUUGUAUCACUCGUAGCAUUCUGAAACGCCGCCGCUUCGACGUGAACGAUGAAGCGGCGAGUGAUCCACCCGCAUCCAAAGGACCUCGCCUCCGCUUUUCAGAGGUCAAUGACUACAGUGGUGUAGAAGUGAUACAAGAACAGAAACGAGUGAGAGUGCCGCCCAUCUAUAGUGAGCCGAAAUUCUCGUCGGACGACGAGUUCUAGCUUAUUGCUUAUCCGGAAGGAGACACCAUUCACUCCUUGAAACACACGCUUAGGAUCUACCAGUGAGCUGCUGUUACGCCUACUACUACUACUGCUACCUGCACUGCGAUCCGCGAUCCGCGAAACUCGCCUUCACCUAAAUACCCCUUCGUCCCCAGCCUUUCGCCUCCCUUAACCACAAACAUGGCCCAUGCCCUAUCCCGAAAAGAAAGAAUAUACUAACGAAUUAGAAGCAGUAAUUGAUUUUUUGGGCCGCAUUGGGUUGCGGUCGCAUUCGUUUUUGGGUCGAAUACAUACAUACCCAGUCAAGUUUAACUGAAAUAAAUUCUGUCAUGACGCUAGAAGUGAGUAAAAA